AUUCUGUUUUCCCCAGUUUCUCGGCUUUUCGGGUCGCUUCUCGUGCCGUUUCUUCUCCAUCGUUUCCCGAGUCGUUUGACAUUUUCGUCGGUUGUCAGAGUCGCGUAUUUCAUGGAUUUUCGCAGCAAAUUCGCGUGAAUUUUGCCCUAAAGUCCUAGUCACGGUCAUCCGCGGACGCUUCUUUCCCGAUUUUUCAAUUGUUUUCAUACUGGCGGUGUACGCAAUGGCUCAAUAGGUGAUUUUCGCGUGUCGUGAGUUCGGAAGUGUGCGGGAUUUUGUACUGCGAGUGCCAUCCACCAUAUUUGUUUUUGUUCGCUAAAAGUGCGUAAUUUCGCUGGCAAGGCUCAAAUCGAUCCUAGUUCUUUAAUGAAGUGUGGUGACAAGUGCUAAAAGUCCAGUUAAAAGCAAUGAAGUGAAUGAAGAAAGCCAUUCAGAGAUGCCAAAAAUGGACCACAGCAACUCGGAAGAGCCAAUGCGGUACCAGAUAUUAAAAUACACCCCAUGCCAUCAGUAUGCCUGCGAUCUACAAUCAAACUAACAGUGAAUACGUAUAAAGUCAUACGAAUAAAACAACAGGCAUCAAUGUAGGGAAGAAGACCUCUUCACACCUCUUCAUUUUUCUUCGAUAUGUAAAGGAAAAAAAAUGUCUACAAAAUUUCGAAAAUUUGCUCAAAGUAGUCUUCUAUGGGCCUAGGAAAACAAGAAACCUCGGACGGACGGGGCUCUCUUGCACUUCCUAGGCCUCGUCUUUAAGUGAAUAUAGAAGAGUGACAAGUCGUAAAAUCUCAUCAUAGCUAACGUAUAAGUACAAACCGUCGGACCUCUACGGACAAGAUUUAGUUCAGUUCUCUUUUCUCUAUCUCCAAAAGUAAAUCGUGCGUGAUGAAGUCGUUAAUUUAGAAGUGUUUUUGUGAUCUCAUCCUUUGAACAAACUAAAGAACCUCAAGUGAUAUUCCAUUCGAAUAGUGUUAUCCUCUUUUCUUAUAAUACUUUGAGAAAGUAAAUAAAUUUUUCAACUCCAAGUUUAAUCAAAUGAGCCCGCGACCAGAAUGUUCAGGACCAAUAAAUAUCACUCACAGAUUUACGGCUAAUCGUGUGAAAAAAUCGCAUCAGGCAACAAAUCGGACAGAAAAUGCUGUACAGCUAGCCCGGAACAUUGAGAAAAAAUUAAAUGCGACCCGCGACGCUCAAGUGCAACGUUUACCAUUUUUGGCGCAACGUUUUGUGUUUCUACAUGAACUAGGUACGGGAGUGUUUCUCUGCAAGGAUAUUAAGGCGAAGAAGCGAAUCAUGUGCCGGGUAUUUCGGAGCUCAUGUUCGGAUAUUGUGGAGGCGCAUUUUCGUUUAAGCUCUCAUCCGUUUAUCAACAAACUUCAUGGAGUUAUUCGGCGGGGUGAUAAAACGUUCGUUUUUUCGCCAAUGCCUUAUGACGAUUUGCUUUCUUAUGUGAGACGAACGAAGACACUUAGUGAACAACAUGCUCGCUAUUUGUUUCGACAAAUUUGCCUCAUUGUGAAAUCCUGCCAUGAAAAUGGAAUCGUUUUACGAGAUCUCAAAAUGCGGAAAUUCGUUUUCAACGAUUUAAGAUUUAAAAUCUUGAAACUUGAAUUACUGAUGGAUGCUGUCGUUCUGAAAGAUCCUUCCGACGAUUUAUUGCGAGAGAAACGGGGCUGUCCUGUUUACGUGGCACCGGAAAUAUUGAAGCCGAGUGAAACGUACUAUGGAAAAGCAGCGGAUAUGUGGUCAUUAGGUGUGAUCCUCUACACAAUGCUGGUCGGAAGAUAUCCAUUCAAUGAUCAACAACACACCAGGCUCUUUGCGAAAAUUUCACGUGGUGAAUUCUCUAUACCGGAAAGUCUAUCGCCCGAAGCACGUUGUAUGAUACGUUCACUAUUAAUUCAGGAUCCGCAAAAAAGACUGACAGCCGAUGACAUUUUACAUCAUCCAUGGAUGACCUGUGAUAUGAACUCUGAAGCGAGCAGUAAAGCCAAUUUAUCGCCAACGGAUCAGUGCGUUCCAGAGUUCAAUGCUUAAAAUUUAAUUAUUGAUAAAAAACCCAUACAAUUGUAACUGCAUAUAGAAAUAUGCAAAAUAAUAAACACAAAUUAAGAAUUGUAUCUAUAGAUUACAAGGAAACGAUAUCUGAUAUAAAAAGAACUGUUAUAUUAAAGAAUAAUCAUCUUAUCUGAAUUAAUAAAUUGUCAAACGUCAAUAGAAA
Messenger RNA from Hermetia illucens (black soldier fly), 2218 nucleotides. Its product is annotated as tribbles homolog 2-like. Lineage: Eukaryota; Metazoa; Arthropoda; Insecta; Diptera; Stratiomyidae. The coding region runs from base 1033 to 2034 and encodes 333 amino acids. Gene Ontology annotation, cellular component: nucleus. The transcript has 7 exons. The record is from RefSeq and is a predicted model, not a curated record. Gene Ontology annotation, molecular function: protein kinase activity; ATP binding; mitogen-activated protein kinase kinase binding. Gene Ontology annotation, biological process: protein phosphorylation; regulation of MAP kinase activity; positive regulation of proteasomal ubiquitin-dependent protein catabolic process.